AGAAGAAGAAGAAGAGGAGCUCCCACUUUGAAAUGUUGUUGACAGAUGUAUUAAAACGUGAACUUACCACCUUUAGAGGAGUUUAAGCUCUCUAACCUUUAAAGGUCAGUGAGCCGGAGUCGGUUCAGCCGCUUAGCUUGUAACUUGAGUUUGUUUAAAGUUUCACAUUUAAAUCUUGAAUGGCUGUAGCUAGCUGUCUCUAGCUAACAGUGAUGUCCUCGUCGUGGACAGGGCGCCAGGGACAGGUGGGAGACCUGAGACACCAGAGCAAAGAAGAGCUCCAAGAGCUGCUCCAGCGGCAGGAGAAUAUACUCUCUAACAAGAGGUUAUUACAGACUCUUCCUGACAAAGGGAAAAAGAUCAAAGAAUUCGCAGAGAAAGUAUGCCUUGCCAUUCAACUCCACGAUGAAGAGGAGAGGAGACGGAGCUUGGUGUCUGCUGUCAGCACAGAGUUACAGUCCAAGUACAAGCAAGCUUUCACCGUGCAGCAGCGCGCUCACCCAAACACGCAAAGUGAGUGUGCUGCAGGUGAUGCCAUACAGGACCUGGAGAGCUCUCCUGCCUCUGUUAGCAUGCAUGAAAAUGACUCUUUGGAAGAGCAACAGGACCAGUUUGUCUCCAGUGUGGCUGCUGGGGAAACCAUGGAGACGGCUGUUGCUGGGGCCUCUCUGAACUCUGCUGAGACAAAAGAGGGUGACCUUGUGGAGGCCUUAGAAAGGGUCAGACUAUCUGAAACUAGUACUGGUUUCAAUGGUGAGUCUAAAGACCCGAUAAAGAGCACAGCAAGAGAAAAUUACUCACUUAAGGAGAUACCAAAAAAGCCUCACUCUGUAACUUUCCUGGAAAACAAAGAGAAGACUUCAGCUCCCAGGAAGCAACAAUUCAAACCAAAUCAACUGCUCCACAGAAGUGACGUAUCUCCAUCAGGAUCCUCUUCACCCAGUCAAUCCUCUGCAGGCUCCUCGCCGCUCUCUACACAGGACAGGAGGCAGCGGGACAAAAAACACCUGGAUGACAUCACUGCAGCCAAACUACCUCCUCUCCACCAUAGUCCGGCACAGCUCCUGUCUCUGGAAGAGUCGGCCACACUCCUGAUGGAACAAACCAAGAAGCAGCAGGAGUUACAGGCCAAGCUGGCCGCCCAGAAACUGUCUGAGGGAUUGAAGAUCUCUAUGGGGAGCUACACUCCUGACGGUGGCCCCAUGGCUGCCUACAGAGAGGUUCACGAUGAAGCAGCCCAGCGCUCCUCAGAAGAGGACUGAUCCUGGAAGGCCAGAGCUGGGAAAACCAGAGUUACCUUGGCCCUGAGGGAAACAGGCUUUGGACCCUGCAAUCAGGACCCAUCAAACAGGAUUUUCACUCCAAGGACAAGAAUUCUUAAGAGUUUAAAGAGUCUUAACGGUGUGAAGGCAAAGUUUGUAUCCCAGACUCAGCUCAGGGCAAACUGUUGAGAAACUAGCUAACCUAAUUGUCAUUCAGUUUGUAUUUGGCCAGUUUUUAAAUCUUUUGCAUAAUAGCACCUGAUUUCAAAUGGAUUUUAAGGCUACAUUUUAAGCAUGUUUCAGGAAUGUUUCAUACCAGUAAACUGGAAUUGAUGAUGUAGUGGCUUUUUGAACCUGAGCGUUUUGGACGUUGAGAUCUCUUUUUGUUUAUAAUCCCUCAUAUGCAAUUAAGGCUCAUCAGCUGUUGGAGCAGACUGUUAUGACACAAUAAUGACUUUUUACAACUUUGUGUGGAAAAUAGACACGAGCCUGCAGACAGAUGUCAUUAUGAAAGGCUAUCUCACAGGAUUAAAUAAAUACAGUGGCUUUUCCAAAUGGUCGUGUUUGUUCAAAGUCAGGGGUUUUCCUCAGUUACAGACGCUGUCAGAUAACGCAUCAACUUUUUCAGUAAACAUAAGAAUUGAUCUCUGAGAUAUUUUUGAAUUGCUGUUCAGUGGUAUACAGUGGCCUGUUGAUGUCAAACAAAAUGCAAGUAUGCAAGAACAUAAAAAAUAAUAAAUAGAAUAAAUGUUGCUCUUUAAACUGUGGGCCACUGUUUUCACUUGAUGAGCUAAAAGUACUCUUUUUGUGGUUGCUGUGACUCAUGUAGACUUUCUGUAGCAGCCUAAGGAUGCUGUGUGUGUCCCUCUGACUGUAACAAACUGCAUUCUGUUGGCUUUCACCAAUGUGCUCUUAUUUUGUGACGCAUUGAGGACAGGUACAAUGAAGGAAAGAGCUGAUGCUGCUAUGAUGCCAUGAUUUUAUGAGUCACAAAGUCUAAUAAAAAUGAUAAAUAAACUUA
This is a messenger RNA of Labrus bergylta (ballan wrasse), 2283 nucleotides long. It is a transcript of the gene polr2m, whose product is annotated as RNA polymerase II subunit M. Gene Ontology annotation, cellular component: intracellular anatomical structure; nucleus. Gene Ontology annotation, molecular function: transcription elongation factor activity. NCBI's taxonomy places the organism in Eukaryota, Metazoa, Chordata, Actinopteri, Labriformes, Labridae. Gene Ontology annotation, biological process: transcription elongation by RNA polymerase II; intracellular signal transduction. The record is from RefSeq and is a predicted model, not a curated record.